CGUGAGUAUUCCAAGGUUUGUGUUCAGGGCAUUCAGGUACGGGGUGCAGAGAUGUUGGAACGCUAUGCUGUGUCCUUGUGCAGCGUUAUUUGUACGCUCUGAUAUGCAGGGGCGGUUGAGAACAGCGUGGAUUGAGUUGGAGAAGGGAGAGAAGUCGAUCAAAGAUAUUAGAUGAAGAAACCACGCAAGCCACAUUUUUUUCCGCACGGGAGGGAUGAAGCAACUAGAAUUUGAGAAUUUGAUCAGAUCCAGAUACGAGUUAUAGAUAGCUAGAGGGGUAAACCUUGUCCGAACCAGCAGGACAAUUCCUCAUUCCUCAGAUAUUGAUGGUAGAUUCAGCUGCAAACCCUCCAUGACGCCGGUGGACAGGAUGCAGCUAAUAAGCAACCGAGGCUACAGGCGGCUGGUCAGAUGAACAGAGGCAUGCAACUUGACGUCUUCUCGUCUUCAUAGCGCGUGGUCAAUUGGGCGAGAGUGAUUGGGAAUUCGGCGAGAGGAUGCAAAAACGAAGACGGCGAUGAGAGAGGGGAAAGGCGGGAUGGGUGAUGUUGGUUUUGUUGAGGAGCAGGUACCUGUACAAGAUUUUGCACUGAAGCAACGCUUCUGGGCGUGUACCGGUACCCAACUCCGCAUUCAACAGUAUUCCGUAUUCCAUGGCAGAUUGACCGUGUUAGUCUGAAUAACUGAAGACUCAAGAGGAUUAAAGAUGCCAAAAUAGUUCCAUUAUUCCAUAGUUAUAUUUCCGUACUCAGCUUGUACGUGUAUUUGUGCUUCAUCCAAUUUUUAGAGACCAAGCCAAUGAGAUAAAUAUUAAAAUAAAUACUGAAGAAUAUUUAAACAAAUAAAUAAAUGCAAGACGUUUUGGUUUUGCUAUGGAAUCUAUCUACUAAAUACUCUAUUUACUUCCCAGCCCAAUCUCCCUUUUUUUUUUUUUUUUCCCCUUUUUCAUUGUAUGUAAAUAAGUUAAAGCUGUCUGGUUUGGUUGCUGAGUCUGCCGCUGUUGGUGUUGCUGAGUUGCGUGCGAGUCCAAGUCCACAUCCACAUCCGCUUCCACUUCCAACUUCUCCUAUUUAUUUAAAUAUCUUCAUCUCUGUUUCAUCUCCUUUCGGUUCCUUGUCUACACCCUCUCCCCCGUCCCUCUCCACUCGUUUGUCCGCCUUGUUGCUGUACGUGUUCGUCCUCUGGCUGGAUGUUCCAUUCUCUCUUGCUAAAUAACCUAGCUUGAACACCUCCAGAGCUCUCUCUCUCCCUGUCCAGAAAACUUUCCGAGGGUUUCACACUCCACAACGCCUCACCAGGAACGAGAUCCCACAAUCCAGACGACGAAAAAUAACCACCUCUUCCAUCCCCUCUCCAACGACUCCAUCCCCAUUAAUAUACACUCAGGCGAUUUACUAGCUUCGAUAUCGUCGGUGUCCGCGACCAAUUGGCCCCGAAAUCUCAGUCUCGUCGCUCCGCUCGCGGGUAGUUUCCCUCCCCGCGUCCGCAGGCGACACUUAUAACAGAAGCUCCACCACAACUGCUUGCGCACCAUAUUGCCCGUUCGAACGGCUCUCUGUAGCUGGGCGGUUAUCGCCACGGCUACCCUUUCUAUACAAUGGUGAAGACCCUCUCCAGCCAGCCCAAUUCAGUUUCCGAAGUCAAUGCCUGUGUUUCUCCCAUGGAAGGCUGUCGGGCGGCCAAGAUGAAGCCAAAAGAGGAGACCAAUUUUCGACAAUGGGUGCUGCAAAAUCAGAUAGGUAUCUGCAUCACCAUCCUCACAAUGAUAUUCGCCCUGCACAAUCUCUAUCCAUCUCUAAGACCGUACACCUCCCCUUUCCUGCAAUUACCGCACUACCAGCCUGAGAAGGGUACAUAUGUCCAGGGUUGGGAUGAUCUUUAUUUUGCCAUGGGAGGCGUUCUGGCAUUCACUGCCGUCAGGGCGAUCGCUGUCGAGUGGAUCUUCCAGCCCCUUGCCCGAAGAUACGGUCUGAAGCAUAAGGCCGCCGUCCGGUUGGCGGAACAAGGCUGGCUUCUUGUUUACUAUUUUGGUUUCUGGACUUACGGAGUGUGCCUUUGGUACCAUUCUAAAUACUGGAAUAAUUUCCGCGAGAUAUGGACCGACUGGCCUUCCAGAGACAUCUCCGGCGUCUUCAAGUGGUACUGCCUGACACAGCUGGCGUUCUGGUUCCAACAGAUCAUCGUCAUCAACAUUGAGGAGAGGCGGAAGGAUUACUAUCAGAUGCUGGUUCACCACAUCGUCACAAGCACUCUUUUAGGCUCUGCUUAUGUCUAUGGCUUCUACAACGUCGCCAACGUCGUCCUCUGUAUCAUGGACAUCGUCGAUUUCCUGCUGCCGGCCGCAAAAAUCCUUAAAUACCUCGGAUACGAACGCGCCUGCACCGUAGGGUUCAUAGUCUUCCUCGUCACCUGGGUAAUAUCGCGCCACAUCAUCUACAACCUCCUUUGGUGGUCUAUCUACGUCAACGUCCCCGACGUUAUGCCCUACGGCUGCUACUCCGCCACGACAACGAAGAUGAUCUCACCCGCUGCCAACACCACCCUGGACAACGGCGCCGCAUCCAUAGACCUAAACAACUGGAACCACCUCCUCCACCCAUUCCAAGACCUGGGCGGCCGCAUCUGCAUGAGCCCGCGCAUCAAAUGGGUGUUCCUCUCUUUCUUGCUUUUCCUACAGAUCCUCGCCCUUAUAUGGUUCACGAUGAUUCUGCGUGUGGCUGUUAAGGUGCUGAAGAGCGGGUCAGCGGAGGACUCACGGAGCGAUGACGAAGGGGAGGAGGAAGAAGAAGUGAAUUCGGAGACUACGAGGAUGGGUGGAAAUGGGACAAUUGCUGGUGUUCGUGAUGGGAUUAAUGGUAAUGGGACCGCGAUCGUUUCGGGCAGUUCUACUUCAUCGUCAACCGCGCAGGGUCAUCAUCCUGUGCGAAUUCGGACGGGUCGGGGCCGGGUUACGUUGAGUGAUCAGAAUGACCGGAAAGCGUUGUUGGGGCGCAUUGGGUGUGAUAAACCCUCAUGAAAAUGGGUAAAAUCUAUUUCCCCCCCUUUUUCUACGAGCACAUUUUUUGUUCUUUUUUUUCAAUUUGGUUCGAUUUGAUUUAAUUGAAGAUGAAAACCAGAUUUCUGCAAUAUCUAGUUCUCUUUUUUAUAUAUUUUGUUUCUACAUUCUGAUAUUUCUUUUCCUGCUUUUCUUUCAUACCCUCACUUUAUUUUAAUCUGCGCUGUUAGUAUCAGUCACAUCUAUUUACUUCCUGAUUCCUGCUUGUACCCAUUUCCGUCUUCCUUCCUUUCUUUUUAUAUUCUAACAGGCCUCUUUUACAUCACUUACCAUGCCUGCAUCAUGAAUUCCCUUCCGUUUUGCUGCUAGCUUUACCCCGCCAUUCACACCAUGAAAGACCUUGCUUGACCUUUUCCCCCUUCUCAACCUCCCUCCACAGACUAACAACAGGUCCGUCAUUUUGUUUACACAAAUUUGAGGGAUUAUUCAUGCCUGAUCAUGUUUUCUCCAUACAUACAUACAUUGAUGUCCAAAUGACUUCCCCACGUUGCAGCUCUGUUGUUAUAUCGGCUCUGAUCAUUGGUAUGGUUUAUCGUUUGUCUAAAUCCAGGGGAUGGGAUGAGUGAAGAAUAUGCUGGGAUGGAUGAUAUGACCAGAGAGUUUUUCCUAUUUUGUUUAAACGUUCAAUAUGCACACCUAUUCUGUUUUGAUUUUGAUUUUCCGCUUUGUUUUUUUUGUGUUUAUUACUUUGCUCGCCCAGAUACCACCCUUUUUAAACGGACAUAUUAUAUAUACCCAGCUAAGUAGGUUUUGUUAGAUUUUUUUUUUUUUUUCCGCCCUUCUUUUCGUUCGAUGUUGCUCAGAUGAGGAUUUAUGUGAUUUAGCUACAGAAGACUGAAUUGAGCUUGAUUACUUCUAAAAGAGUGUCUGUAGUUUUCAGCUGCCCACAUAUUUGAGAUUUUAUUUAACUAUAUCAUGGUCACUACUGGCCAGGCUGUUAUCUGUAUGUACAGUACAUUGUCUCUGAAAUUCCCUAAUGAUGAGAUAUAUAUAUAUAUAUAAGAUUUUAUAUUCUCAAACUCUCUCCUUU
Blastomyces gilchristii SLH14081 is the source of this 4085-nucleotide messenger RNA. RefSeq names its product longevity-assurance protein. The record is from RefSeq and is a predicted model, not a curated record. Lineage: Eukaryota; Fungi; Ascomycota; Eurotiomycetes; Onygenales; Ajellomycetaceae. Gene Ontology annotation, molecular function: sphingosine N-acyltransferase activity. The transcript has 4 exons. Gene Ontology annotation, cellular component: membrane. Gene Ontology annotation, biological process: ceramide biosynthetic process. The coding region runs from base 1598 to 3016 and encodes 472 amino acids.